Molecule: messenger RNA, 6963 nt
Organism: Neoarius graeffei (lesser salmon catfish)
Lineage: Eukaryota; Metazoa; Chordata; Actinopteri; Siluriformes; Ariidae
Gene: plcg1
Product: phospholipase C, gamma 1
Exons: 33
Coding region: 699-4625 (1308 amino acids)
Biological process (GO): phosphatidylinositol-mediated signaling; phospholipid catabolic process; positive regulation of epithelial cell migration
Molecular function (GO): calcium ion binding; protein binding; phosphatidylinositol-4,5-bisphosphate phospholipase C activity
Source: RefSeq, a predicted model, not a curated record
UUUUUCUUUCCUUCUUCUCUUCUAUUCUCUCCGCGCGAACCCGGAGCAAGCAGCGAGCAGGAGAGAGAGACAGACAGACACAGAGAGAGAGAGACAGACAGACAGACAGAUCCGGGCCUGAGACGCCUCGCUGCGGAGACAUGCUGUAAUUCCCAGAGAGAGAGAGAGAGAAAGGAAGGAAGGAAGGAAGAGGAGAGAGAGAGAGAGAGAGAGAGCGGCGAUGUGCGGCUCCGGAGAUGUGCAGCAGCGGGACUGAGAUUGUACCGAGACUCCGCCGCCCUGCGCGCUGAUCAACACGGUAAACACCGGAGACUCCUUUAGAUCAAACCGAACAAUCCGCUACAACACACAGCCUUCCUCCCUCUCUCUCUCUCCCUCUUUUCCCUCUCUCUCCCUCUCUCUCCUUCAGCCAUACUCCUCCUCCUCCUCCUGCUGCUGCUUUGAAGUGUAAGAGCGCGCGGCCUGCACUCAGCACUACAGUUAGUUUGUAUCCGUUUGCGGCUACAUGAGAGAAAAAUCAGAGAAGCAGAAAGGAGAAGAGCAGAUCCUGAUUUAGGAGCAGAACUCUUCCCAGGAGCUUAUUGUGGAACUGGAGCUCAUCCAGACAGGCUGGGAUCAGGUGUCCCAUUCAGGAGGAGGUGCAGGAGCCUCUAAAUUGUUCUGAAAGGGGAAAAGGAGAACAAACGGGGGAAGUGGCCAUGGCUACAGCUGCCUCCUUCUUCUCCAACGGACCCGGACCGUGGACGCCGAGCGACACGGAGAUGAACACCAUCUACCGAGACCUGGAGCUCGGCACCGUGCUCACGCUGUUCUACUCGAAGAAAUCUCAGAGGCCUGAGAGGAGGACGUUUCAGGUGAAACUAGAGACGAGGCAGAUCAUCUGGACCAGAGGCACGGACAAAAUCGAAGGAGAAAUUGAUAUUCGGGAGAUUAAGGAGAUCCGGACGGGACAGAAGUCUCGGGAUUUCGAGCGUUAUGUCGAGGACUCAGCCAUCAGACCUGACCAGGCACACUGCUUCGUCAUUCUCUAUGGCACAGAGUUCCGCCUCAAAUCCCUCAGUCUGGCAGCCACGUCAGAUGAGGAAAUGUCCAUGUGGGUGAAGGGUCUGAACUGGCUGAUGGCCGACACCCUGCGCUCCCCCACUCCUCUACAGAUAGAACGGUGGUUAAGGAAGCAGUUUUAUGCUGUCGAUCGCAACAAAGAAGAUAAAAUUUCCUGUAAGGAUCUGAAAAACAUGCUGAGCCAAGUCAACUACCGAGUCCCAAACAUGAAGUUUCUACGAGAGAAGCUUCCGGACGGCGAGUUGAGGAGCGGUGACGUCUCGUAUAGUCAGUUUGCACAGCUGUACCGGAGCCUAAUGUUCGACGCACAGAAAUCUAUGGAUAUUCCUUUCCUUCAAAGCUUUAUCGAGAGACCCGAGCAGAGGAUCAAACUGGAGGAUUUCCAGCACUUUCUAAUCGACUGUCAGAAGGAGCGCUGGGCUACAGACAGUAAUAAGGUUCAGGAGUUCAUGUUUCAUUACCUGAAGGAUCCACUGAGGGAGAUCGAACAGCCUUACUUUUGUCAGGAUGAGUUCCUCACCUACCUGUUCUCCAAGGAGAACUCCAUCUGGGAUUCCACACUGGACCACGUGCGUCCUGAGGACAUGAAUAACCCUCUCUCGCACUACUGGAUCUCUUCCUCACAUAACACCUACCUGACGGGAGACCAGUUUUCCAGCGAGUCAUCUCUGGAGGCGUACGCCCGCUGCCUGAGGAUGGGCUGCAGAUGCAUUGAGUUGGACUGCUGGGACGGUCCUGAUGGGAUGCCGGUCAUCUAUCACGGCCACACCCUGACCACCAAGAUCAAGUUCGGCGACGUUCUCACGACCAUCAAAGAGCACGCGUUCGUCACGUCCGAAUUUCCCAUAAUCCUCUCCAUCGAGGACCACUGCAGCAUCGUGCAGCAGAGGAACAUGGCGACCUUCUUUAAGAAGGUGUUCGGUGAAAUGCUCCUGACGAAAGCCGUGGACAUUUCUGCGGACGGACUUCCAUCACCCAAUCAGCUCAAGAGGAAGAUUCUGAUCAAGCACAAGAAGUUAGCAGAAGGAAGUGCGUAUGAAGAGGUCUCCACGUCCACUCCGUACUCGGAAAACGACAUCAGCAACUCCAUCAAGAAUGGCAUCUUGUUCCUGGAGGACCCCAUCAACCACGAGUGGUACCCGCACUUUUUCGUCCUGACGAGCAGCAAGAUUUACUACUCGGAGGAAACCACCAGUAACCAAGGCAACGAGGAUGAGGAAGAGCACCGUGAGGUUGGGAACGGCAUGGAUCAGCACGUGAGCGAGAAGUGGUUCCACGGGAAGCUGGGCGCGGGCCGGGAUGGGCGUCAGAUCGCAGAGCGUCUCCUCUCGGAGUACUGCCUGGAGACCGGCGCGCCGGACGGAUCGUUCCUGGUGCGGGAGAGCGAGACGUUUGUGGGAGACUACACUUUAUCGUUCUGGCGUUCAGGUCGUGUUCAGCACUGUAGGAUUCACUCUCGCCAGGAAGCCGGCAGCCCCAAAUUCUACCUGACGGACAACCUGGUGUUCGACACGCUCUUCGCUCUCAUCACACACUAUCAGCAGGUGGCGCUGCGCUGCAACGAGUUUGAGAUGAAGCUGACGGAGCCCGUGCCUCAGACCAACGCCCACGAGAGCAAAGAGUGGUAUCACGCGUGUCUGACCCGGAGCCAGGCGGAGAACAUGCUGAUGAGGGUGCCGCGUGAUGGAGCCUUCCUCGUGAGGAAGAGGACGGAGUUAAAUUCCUAUGCCAUCUCCUUCCGAGCCGAGGGGAAGAUUAAACACUGUCGGGUGCAGCAGGAGGGACAGACGGUUGUUCUCGGUACGUCAGAGUUUGACAGUUUGGUGGAUUUGAUCAGUUACUAUGAGAAACACCCACUGUACCGCAAGAUGAAGCUGCGUUACCCCAUUAACGAGGAAACACUGGAGAAGAUUGGCACUGCUGAACCAGACUAUGGUUCUCUGUAUGAGGGACGGAACCCAGGUUUCUAUGUGGAAGCCAAUCAAAUGCCUACAUUUAAGUGCACUGUGAAAGCGAUGUUCGAGUAUAAGGCUCAGCGUGAUGACGAGCUCUCCUUCAGUAAAAACGCCAUCAUUCAGAAUGUCGACAAACAGGAAGGAGGGUGGUGGAAAGGUGACUUUGGGGGAAAGAAGCAGCUGUGGUUUCCUGCUAAUUAUGUCGAAGAGAUCAGCCAUACUGCAGUGGAACCAGACAGAGGCGCGGCCGAGAACAGCCCACUGGGAGACCUCCUGAGAGGAAGUGUGGACGUGUCUUCCUGUCAGAUCAUGCCGAGGCCUGAUGGGAAAGGCAGUCGUCCACACGUCUUCUCCUUACUCCCCAUGGGUUCUCCACGCUCGGGCACCGUGCUGGACGUUGCUGCGAGUUCUCAGGAGGAGCUGAAGGACUGGAUGCAGAAAAUCCGUGAGGUCACCAUGACAUCAGAGGCAAAGCUGGAAGAAGGGAAGAUAAUGGAGAGGAGGAAGAAGAUCGCGCUGGAGCUCUCGGACCUGGUGGUGUACUGCCGUCCCGUUCCGUUCGACGAGGACAAAAUCGGGACGGAGAGAGCGUGUUUCAGGGACAUGUCCUCAUUCCCGGAGACCAAAGCUGAGAAAUAUGUGAACCGGGUCAAAGGGAAGAAGUUCCUGCAGUACAAUCGUCUUCAGCUGUCGCGUAUCUAUCCGCGCGGUCAGCGCCUGGACUCGUCCAACUACGACCCGUUACCCAUGUGGCUUUGCGGCAGCCAGCUGGUGGCGCUCAACUUUCAGACAGCAGAUAAGCCCAUGCAGAUGAACCAGGCGCUGUUUAUGCUGAACGGGAAGAGCGGCUACGUCCUGCAGCCGUCCAUCAUGAGAGACGACAACUUCGACCCUUUCGACAGACACACGCUGAGAGGAGUCGAGCUCGUCACACUCGUCAUCGAGGUGUUGGGUGCACGGCACUUACCGAAGCAUGGGCGGGGCAUCGUAUGUCCGCUGAUUGAGAUCGAGGUUUGCGGAGCUGAAUAUGACUGCAUCAAGCAGAAGACCGACUCUGAGGCGGAUAACGGUCUGAACCCCACGUGGCCCCGAAAGCCGUUCCGCUUCACCGUGUGUAACCCCACGUUCUCCUUCCUGCGCUUCGUCGUGUACGAGAUCGACAUGUUCAACGACCAGAACUUUCUCGCUCAGGCCACCUUCCCCAUCAACUGCCUCAAAACAGGUUACAGGGCCGUGCCACUGAAGAACAGCUAUAAUGAGGAUCUGGAGUUGGCAUCUCUGCUCGUCCACGUCGAUAUCAGCAGAGGCAGAGUGAGUCAUGAGAACGGCGAGAUGACGAGUCCGUUCCUCGGAACGAUGGGUGUGAUGACGGCAGGGAGGGACCGUUUAGGGGACAGUGUGUCCUCUCUGUCCUCCAUGUCCCCUCUCCCCUCGUCCCCGGCUCAGGCUCUCGGGUAUCGGGGCCGUGAGGGAUCGCUCGAGUCUCGAUAUCAGUCACCGCUGGACGACUUCAGAGUGUCACAGGAAGCUCUACUGGACCACAUGGAUCCACAGAACAGGUCCAGGUUGAUGCGACGAGCCCGAGUAGGUGGAGACAAUCGUGUGUAGCGCCUCCUCCACCCUACACACACACACACACACACACACACCCCUACACACACCCCUACACACACACACACUGCCACCCAGGGUCUGGCUCAAGUGCUGAUGAUGUCAUGGACUGCUGUGAAACCUGUUUCUAUGGAAACGUUGUCGCCAGUGCUUUUGGCCUACAUUUCAGGCAGAACUCCCACCUCUUUAUCUGUCUCACUCUCUAUCUGUCUCUCUCUCCCUCUUUCUGGAGACGGUGUGAGAUGAAGACGGUGGGAGGGACACGUCGGGGGUCAUGCGGCGUAACGAGACGCCGUCUGAGCGACGUGUGCGUGCGCGGGACGUUCAGUAGCAUGAAGGACUGAAGAAACGUCAACACCUGGGAUGGGAUUGGGUUUAAAACUACUUUUUUUUUUUUUCCUCUUCCGUUCUCUCUCUCUCUCUCUCUCUGGCAUAUAGAAAUCUAUAGGUCUAUAUAUAAAUAUAUAAUAUUUAUUCCGGCUCUGCUGUGUACCAGAGAACAGCUGCAGCUGAUCUGCUCUCAAAGAGCGUCCCUCUCUCCCCAUGUUUGUAUUAUUUAAACACAAACUUUUAACUUCCAUAAUGUGAUUUUCUUUCUCUCUUUUUUUUAAUUAGUGUACGUGUCUAACACAAGGGCUUGGCUUUCUCCCCCUUUUUCGUGCUCUCUUCCUCCCACAGAAUGAAGCGUCCACGUUUCCCCCAGCACGCCAUCAUCAUGUUAUUCUUUGUUUCUUUUUUUUUUCCCUUCUUCCCCCAGUCGAGCGGAAAUCCAUGCAGCCGUAAAACCGAGAGCUCAGGAAGAAGCCCCGGCCUGUUUUUGUUGGAUUCUGGCAGGCUUCAGAAAAAUGGGACCAGGCAGAGGCUUUGUGAAAUAUAAAUAUAUAUAUAUUUUUCUUGAUUUCUCAAAGUAUCAUCCUUGUUUUUAUUUUUAUGUCACACUAUUAUUGUUGGAUCAUUUUUUUGUUCUUUUUAAACCAAGAAAGAGGGACCAGGACUCUAAACAGGAAAACGGUGCCAUGUUGUUUGUUUGUUUUUUUUAAAUGUAAACCUUGUUCACAAUCCGCUCGCUGGUUUUGUUUCUUUGUUUGAUGAAGAAAAAGUUGAAUCAUCUCAGCUUGCUGUUGUUUUACUUUUUAAAGACUCCAUAUGUAUUUUUAAUCGCUUUAUUCUUCUCGUGAGUCCGUUUCUACUUUUGAAUCGAUCGCUCGCUUCUCGAUGCGAUAGAAAUAGUCUGAUACGGGGGUUAAAAUCCGAUUCGUUGACGUUUUAUACCGCUUUGAGCUUUCUGGCCCAUAAAUUAGCCCCGCCCCGUUUUCUUUUCCUUUCCCGCCUUCCAAACCAGCUUACAAGGUAUUUUCGUUUCUUUUCAAGGGAUUUAUUCAUAAUCAAUCAAUCAUUUCAAGUGACUCGCAGGCACUAGAAGGCUGAAAAAAACCCCUUCCAAACCGCUUCUUUAAGCCACCAGCCUGUUAACAUGUCCGCAUAAUUUAUUGAUGACAGUAUUAGUGUUAAAAUGUAAAUACAGACUCGGGGCAUCCUUCAGUUUUAGACAGCAAUAGUUGAGCGGUUAAGGUUCUCGUGAAAGGUUACCUAGGGAAAAAUGUACUCAUCGCUGCUUUAAGCAUUUUUUUUUUUAAACGCAAGGACCAAAUCGUGUACACUGUAGAGCAUCUGUGAGGUCGUUUAACAGAACACAAGCGUACAGAUGUUUUUUCCAACAGUAUGAGGAAUGAUGUGUCGUCCUAGAUGUAACGUGGCACUAUUCCUUUUUAAUGAAAAAGGGGGCGGAGCUGUUGUUACGUAGGUUUACGUAUUUCCGAGUGGUCAGGAAUCAGGAUGUGCAGAACGAUGUAAAGCUUCACAUUCUUUCCAUCCAUGUUUUGAGUUCUGGAUUCUGUCUCACCGAGCUCUUGCGUAAUCCCAAAUUCCAGAUGAAACAGGAACCAGAAACGUGCGCUUCCUGCCCCGAGUGCUUAUUCCUCCUGAACGAGGGAGAAAAAGGCGACUCAUCGAUGCCGCUGUUGCCAUGUUUUUGAUGAAACUCUGCGCUGUGUAAAUCUCUUUCUCUCUCUUUUUCCCCUGCCGUCUGCUUCAACGUGCCUCCGUGUGCGUUGUGCGAGAGCGUGUGUACAUAUACAUAUUUAUACAUUAUUGACAGAUGGACAUGUAUGUAUGCUUCAUUUUGUUACGAUGCUCUUAUUUACAAACCGAAGCCUUUUUUCUGUAAUGUGCCUAUGCUAUAUUGGGAAGGGAGGGGUAUACAUCUUAAUUUUGCCUUUCAUAUGGAGCAUAUUCAAAGCCUGAUGAAAUAAUUAAAUAAAAGUAUUCAACAAGA